UUUUCUUUCUAGGAAUGCGAAAUAGGUAGGUAGAUGAAGGGUAAUAUUGACUUUUUAAACAGAGCUUAGUGCUUUAAAAAUCUCUUCUCACGGUCCUCCUCUCCCUGCGUUGCAGUUCUUCCCCUUUCUCUUCUUCGAUUCUUCUUUGCACCCCCGCCAUUUUCACCGACGAACCAGCAAGUCGUUAUGGAUCCAGUCUCGGAAUGGGGAAAUACGUCGCUCUCCGAAAUGGACCCGGAGAUCCACGAUCUCAUCGAGAAGGAGAAGCGCCGCCAGUGCCGGGGUAUCGAGCUGAUCGCCUCCGAGAACUUCACCUCCUUCGCCGUCAUAGAGGCCCUCGGCAGCGCCCUCACUAACAAAUACUCAGAGGGCAUGCCCGGGAACCGCUACUACGGUGGAAACGAGUACAUCGACCAAAUCGAGAACCUUACCCGCAGCCGCGCUCUCCAGGCGUACCGCCUCGACCCCGCCAAGUGGGGCGUCAACGUGCAGCCUUACUCCGGCAGCCCGGCCAACUUUGCCGCUUACACGGCUGUCCUUAAUCCUCAUGAUCGGAUCAUGGGGUUGGAUUUGCCAUCUGGUGGCCAUUUGACCCAUGGCUAUUACACCGCUGGGGGGAAGAAGAUCUCGGCCACCUCGAUUUACUUCGAGAGCUUGCCGUACAAGGUUGAUUCAAGCACCGGCUAUAUCGAUUACGAUAAAUUGGAGGAGAAGGCAUUGGAUUUCAGGCCGAAAUUGAUCAUAUGCGGUGGCAGUGCCUACCCGAGAGAUUGGGACUACAAGAGAUUCAAAGAGGUAGCCGACAAAUGUGGCGCGCUUUUGCUCUGCGAUAUGGCUCACAUUAGUGGCCUUGUUGCUGCUCAGGAAGCUGCUGAUCCUUUUGAGUACUGUGACCUGGUCACUACCACAACCCAUAAGAGCUUGAGAGGUCCAAGGGCAGGCAUGAUCUUUUACCGGAAGGGACCCAAGCCACCAAAGAAGGGACAACCAGAGGAUGCAGUGUAUGACUUUGAAGACAAGAUCAACUUUGCUGUUUUCCCUUCACUGCAAGGCGGUCCCCACAACCACCAAAUCGGUGCUUUGGCUGUUGCUCUCAAACAGGCAAUGUGCCCUGGCUUUAAGGCUUAUGCUAAGCAAGUCAGAGCUAAUGCGGUCGCGAUUGGAAACUACUUGAUGAGCAAAGGAUACAAGCUAGUCACUGGUGGUACUGAGAACCACCUUGUUCUAUGGGACCUUCGUCCUCUCGGUUUAACUGGUAACAAGGUCGAAAAACUGUGUGACUUGUGCAACAUUACCGUUAACAAGAAUGCUGUUUUUGGAGACAGUAGUGCUCUUGCCCCCGGAGGAGUUCGUGUUGGUACCCCUGCCAUGACAUCGAGGGGCUUGGUCGAGAAGGACUUUGAGCAGAUUGGUGAAUUCCUACACAGGGCUGUGACCAUCACAUUGAAUGUCCAAAAAGAGCAUGGGAAACUCUUGAAGGAUUUCAACAAGGGCCUGGUUAACAACAAUGAAAUUGAACAGCUCAAGGCUGAUGUCGAGAAGUUUUCAUCCUCGUUCGACAUGCCUGGCUUCAAAAUGUCUGAUAUGAAGUACAAGGACUAAGUGAAACCUUCCUUUUUUGCUCACCACAAUUUGCUAUGCACUCUUCAUUAAGAAUUCCCAUUUGUUUUGGCUUAUAGUUCAAUGCGUGAAAAGAAUAAUGGUUCGUUUUUUGUAUCUUUUUCAAUUGGUGAUUUAGAUUAGUUUUUUUAUAUCUGCGCUGAGCUGUAGCUGCUCAAAAUUUUACAAAACUUAAAGUGAGUUUCAUCUCAUGGUUUUGUAAAUUUCACUCAUAUCAUUGUGUUUUACUAAGCUCUUUCACAAUAUCAAGUGUGUUAUAAGCAAUGUCGGUACCUGCUUUUUUAUAAACAAUGUCGGUACCUGCUUUUUUAUAAACAAUGUCGGUACCUGCUUUUUUAUAAACAAUGUCGGUUACCUACAUUAUGAAUAGUAAUGAAGGUGCAGGCAAAUUUGACUUACUAAAGUAGUACGUCAUUAAAAAUGGCAAAGAAUGUAUAGCUUUUGUGAGCACAGGACUGGUUUGGAACUUUGGAUCCCUUAUGGGUCGUUUCCUGAUCCUUUAUGGAGUAUUGAGUAUGACACUAUUGUUAUAUAUUAUACUCCAUAUAUGUAGUGGUGGACCGGUUCCGGUUCGGGCCCGGCCGAGCCUCAGUUCAUGAAAGGGGAGGCCCGGAACUGGCCCAGGUAAUCUCGGGUCCGGGCCGGGCUGGACUUCGGUUCUUGUAUUUUUUUUUGGCUUUUCCUAAUUAACCCCCAACCCUCCCCCCUCACCCCCAAACCACCUCAAAUGGCCCAUCAUACCCAGUCCAACCCAAAAACUUAAAAAAAUUCAAAAAAAAAAAGAAAAAAAUAAAUUUGGCCCGGACCGGGCCUGAACCGGUCGGGCCGGUUCACGAUUUAGGAGGCCCGGGCCCAGCCCAUCCCACCUACCUCACCGGGCCGGGUGGCCCGAACCGGGCACCAACUGGUUCACUGGGCUGGUCUGGGCCCGCACAAUAGCGGGCCGGUUGGCCCGGCCCGAGUCCACUCCUACAUAUAUGUUGGUGUGUGAAAAAUGAACAACAAGGUCGGAUCGAACGGUUCUGGUCCCAUAUAUCUGGAACUAGCAUUGGUCUGGUUCCCGAUUGUUGUCCUCAAUAUUCAGUUUUGGAAGAAAUUCAGUGAUUCCAAUCUGGUCCAAUCAUGAAUUCAAACUACGUCUAUCUACUCCUUAAUACAUGUGAAUCUUGGUACCUUAAGGUUAGAUAUUACUAGUAUAAAGGAAAUUCGUAAUACCGGUCUAGUUUUCGGUGAAGGUUAGGGUCCUCUUUUUAGUCGGAACACAAUUUGUUCUUUUAGGUCUAGGAAACAACUAGACCAGUUUCCCUUAUUUUACGUGUGUCAUUAUACAUUUUAAAAAUUUAUCAUGGAGGUAGGCUGGUAGAGUCCUUUUAUCAACAGUCCUAUGUUGUAGAACUAUAACAUGUUUUGUUAAUAUCCGCUUGUGCAAUACACUAUAGCAGAUAGCAGUUGAACAUCAAAUGUGAAAUUAAUGCUAAGUUUGAGAAUGUCGGCAUAAUUAUGCCAAGUUUAAGGACAUCAAAUGUGCAUUUUCCUCACCUUCUCAUCUGUCACUUUUACCACAGCUUCUCACACUCUUCCCAUCAGCGACUGCGCAGUCUCCGGUUCCCCUUCACCGGCCUCCCACCGAGAAGCAGUCACAUGGAAGAUGUUUCCGAGGCACGCCUAUGUCCACAGAGGUUUCAUCCGCGUCCUCAAGUCCACUAGAUUUGUUAGCAGGCGGUUCUUGAGGUUUGGGUUGGCUUUUCGGGUUGAUCUUAUCACCGACAACGCUUCCAUCCGAGUCGGACGUCGAUGAUCCGGUUGCUUCCUCGAGUACUCAUCUUUUAGCCGCUCGAUCUUCUGCUCCGGGAACACGAAUCGUUUUGUGACGUAUGUAUUUUCCUUGCACGCUUUUCCUCCGAGCCGCGGAAGAUGAUAUCGAGGUCGACGUUCACCGGCGAGAAAAUGGAGGUGGUGUCGACAACCACACUGCCUUCGCGGAUCGGCGAUUCUUCCCCGCGAUUGAAUGCGGCCAGCUGGGUAUUCAGAAAUCCAGCCAAUCCAGCUCCAUCACCAAUUCCGUGCCAGAAAUGAUCUGUGUACAUGUGAACCUUUUGUAAAGUCAUUAUAUUAUAUAGGCGUGUCAUGUCUUCAGAAUUAUGUCAAGGACAAAACAUAUCCGUGCGGUAAAAACCAAUUACGAAAUGUAAACAAUGGUCAGUGAUUUAUGUGCACAAAAGAUGUCUCCAAACAAAUAACAAAUACCAACUCCCGUUGUAAGGUUCGCGUAACAAAAUGGCAUGGUUAUUUAGGAAAUAAUUAAAUAAACUACUUUGAGUAUAUUUUGAGAAAUAAUUUUAAUAUGUAUAUAUUAUAAUGUAGUUAGUAUUGAUAACUGUGAUGUUAUAAAUGUAUUAUUUUUAAUAUUUAAUAAUUAAUUUGUCACUUAAGAUUGUUCAUUGUUUCCUAGAAUGGAAAUUAGAACCUCUUUAUAUGGGACGUCAAAAAAGAAGGAAAGUGAGAAUGUUCUAAUGGUGUGCAUCGUAAUUUCGUAUGUAACACAAAUAGCAAAUCAAACAACAUAAACAUUUAUUUAGCGAAAUCAAUCAAGCCAUGGACACGUGACUACUUUUUUAUUCAAACCAUUCAAAGAAAAAUAAGAUUCACAUUUUAUAUUACAUACUUAUCAUUACACUAUGUUUUAUACGGAGUAUUUUUAUUUGCAGCAAUUUAUCAAUAUAAAUUGUGUCCUACAAAUCUACCACCUUUAUUGUAGAAGUGAAGUGAGGAAAUUAUACAAGUAAAUCUGGAAAUUGUAUUCUGUUCUUGCUCUCUAUUUCAGCUAAUCUCACUGUAGUACUGCUUAAGAGAACCAGCCCAUUUACUAAGUUUCGACAUAAAUAAUGUUACUCCGUAUUAAUUUUGGACUUUAUUAUAAGGGUAAUUCUAAAUAAAGCCCAAAAUUAAUACGGAGGUGAAUUUCGAUUUUAACUUUCCACAGCCUCCGGUCAAAACUUAAUUCCUAAAUUCCGAUUUUAACCUUUUGAUUUAGUUUGAGAAACAGAGGUGAAUUUCUAAAUAUAAUUUCAUCUUUCCUCUCUAAGCUUUCAAACUCCUGAUUUCUGAAGAUGGGGGCAUCGAACCAGGGAUAACGAAGAUGGACCAGAACAAAGAUAAGAGGUUGCAGAAUUCAAAGGCCAGCACAAGCGAGAAGCUCUCUAAUCAAAUCACAGGACAGGAUAAACGCUGACAAUUUAAGCGGUCCUGAAGAAAGCUUAGGGGGAUCAAACCGGGCUGAGGAAGAAGCUGAAGGAGUCUGCGAAAAAAUUACAGCCCAUUUUGUCCCGAUGCGGCGGCGGCGGCAUUCUCUUUGAGUGACAUAGUCGGCAAUAUCUUUCCCCCAAAAAUCCCCACAAAAAGCUGCGGUGACGGUGGCAAAUUAGGCACAUCACGACAGCGGCAGCGACACUAUCAGAAUUGUGUAAAGUGGAGAAUUCAUAAAUUUACCAGAUCAUAGGCAAAAUGGCCUACUAAGAUCUUGAAAAAUGAAGGAUUUAUGUAAAGCUUCUUUGAUAGAAGAAAACUCAUGUUUUGCGGAGUAACUUGGUCUAGUUAUAAUGGAGCAACGCUUUACCAAUUGGGAGCUGAAGCAAUUUAUUUAGUUGAAUUAGAGCAUUGACGUUACAUUAUGGUGUUUGUGAAUAGAAACACCCUUAUUAUAAUUUCAUUUGAACUUGAUUAAUCACUUUUUAUUUGCGUAAACUCAC
Cuscuta europaea is the source of this 5369-nucleotide messenger RNA. NCBI's taxonomy places the organism in Eukaryota, Viridiplantae, Streptophyta, Magnoliopsida, Solanales, Convolvulaceae. The record is from the annotation of a GenBank genome assembly.